Messenger RNA from Porites evermanni, 13922 nucleotides. The record is from the annotation of a GenBank genome assembly. Lineage: Eukaryota; Metazoa; Cnidaria; Anthozoa; Scleractinia; Poritidae.
CGAUAAGAGCAAGUAAAAAUGGCCGGUCGAAGUGUCAUACCGAUAUUUCGAGGCGGCAGAUCAAUUCGAGCUUUUCAAAGAACCUCCGGGCAUGCAGUGCAAAAAAGGCCUCUUAGUAAUGGAACGAUUCCACCCCUAAACCAUCCUCUACCGAACAUGCCAGGUCCUCCGCCUGAAAUGGUAAGCGGGACAGAAUGGCAGAGUAGACACGAUCACGUAACUCAUGUCACCACGCUUGAAAAUGGAAUAAAAGUAGCUUCAGAAGAUUCUUUUGGCCAGUUUUCCACAGUUGGUGGUAAGUUAAAUUUAUAGAAAUGAAGCAAUCUUUGAGAUCGCAUUUAAGUUAAAAGGUUUACAGUCUGCUGUCAUAUUUUGGUGUCACACGUGGGAUCGGGAGAGGGGAAAGUUUUUUGUAAUACCGGGUCCAGAUUACAUCACCGAUAAGAUGGACAAAAAAACGUCAUUUUACAAAGUUGUGCUCUUUGUUUUUCAAAAAGGGAGCAUAAAUAGAGUGUCGUUCAGAAAGUAUAUUCAAAACUAUUCAUGGGGCUAUGCGGUAUAAUUUUCUCCGCCAGUACCAAGUGCGCCAGAAUGCAGAGUUUAGUAAGUGCACACACGAGCCUUUUUUAAAAGAGCUUAUUGCGCUUACCAAAAUCGUAGCAUUGCACGCGGCAGCGUUGGUCCUGAGAUUUGCACCUAACUUACAGGAGCGUUGCAUGAUAUUUUUUGCCAAAUCUACCCUAACCUUUCAGUUCUCCCACAUCACUUCCAUAUCCCUUCCUUUCACUUUUGCUUUCUCAUCAGUAUGGUGAGGUGAUUUACGAAUGAAUGGACUGGCAAAUUGUCUGUACUCUUGUUUGUCGCCCUUCUUUUGAGUGAACUGAAUGGUAAAGCAUGAACAUACUAGGGAGGUCAGGGGGGCAUGCUCCCCUGGGAAAAUUGGAAAUUUAGGUCCUCUAAAAUAGCUGGAAAUGGGCCUAAAACUCCCAUCCUUCUAAUACUGAGUCUCUCCGCGGUGCACACAGCUAAAAUUGGCUCUGCACGCACAAGAUCUCGUCAAAUUUUGCCAUACUCUGCAGACUGUCUGACCGACCUCACCACCCCAGACAUAACCCGUUUAAUUGAUGAAAAAGUCGCUAGUUUCCAUGGGGCGGGGAUGGGGGGAAUACUCAGGUCAAUUUUCACUCAGUAUGUGCUGCUGGCCUCUCAGAACCCCUAUCCCAUAAUUUAUAGUCAAUCGUUUGGCCAAUAAUUGAAUCCAUCUAAGUCUCUUUUGGGCAAAUGUAACUUACUUUGCCACUUUCUGUUUAUGCAUAUACCUUAUAAAGCCUAGUAAGUCUGUCGUACUAAAAAAUGAAUUGACACAAUUUUUUUUUUCAUAUUCCUAGAUUUUUCCAAAAAUAUUUCCAAAAAUUUUCUUCUCCCCAAAAUCCGGAAAAUAUACUACCCAGUUAUGAAAAUGCGACCCCAUCCAGUGGCACAUCCCCAUUACCCUAGGAAAUACCCUUCCCAGAAGCUUUGAAGAAGCUAGUUCUGUGUGAAGAGAAAUUUGAUGCUGACAAAACUGACCUGGUUGGACAGUUGGAACUGACUGAUCUGGUGCAUUACUUGGAAGGCAAAUAUCUUGUGUAUAUCCAUGUUGCUAAGUUUUUAUAAUUAUAAUAUUGUUAUUGUUAUUAUAAUAUUUAUCCAGAGAGCCCACUUACCUUAGCGGUUUUCAGUGGGGCGCUGCAAAUUCUAAUUAAAGUUGCUACUGUGUAGCAUGAAAAUUUUGCGGGAGUUUUAUUUUGCGGAUUGGCGAUUUUUUGUGGUUUGUGGGAACAAAUUUUUGGAAUGACUUUUUUGGGGGGAGCUUGGAAGGAUUUUUGGGGGAGCAUUAUUUAUCUUCUUUGCAGUGCAGACAGACUUGUCAGCCAAAUACAAGCAGAGUAAACUCUCUGAGGUGCAGCCUUACUCAUCUAAGAAGUGCUCUGAUCUUUGUGAAUAUCAUGCUUCAAACGAGGAAAAGAGGACAGUGAUGAGAGUUUAUGGCUAAUAUGCUCUUGUAAUUGCAUUACAGUUGUCAUUGAUGGUGGUUCAAGAUAUGAAGUAGACUAUCCCUCUGGAUUAUCUCAUUUACUUGAGAAACUCUCAUUUCAGGUAUGGAUCAUUUUGUUAGAUUGUAUUUUUUAACAACUUUUUCUUACAAGAAUUAUCCUACACAAUGAUUCAUUAACGUUGGUUAUAUUCCUAGCUACACUGUAGUCUUUUGUUGAUUUAGUUGAUAUUAACAUUAUAUUUUGUCGGGAUAUUGGGCUUUCAUAUCAAAUAUAAACCCUUCGAUGGGGACACUCCUACUUAGCUAACUAUAACAAAAAAUGAAUAUUGCAGAGCACAGUUAAAUUUCAAAGUAAUGAUGAUAUUAUGCAAGAGUUGGAAAAGUAUGGAGGGAUGGCUGACUGCACAUCAUUCAGGUAAUUGAUUUGACAUUUAUUUCCUGAACAUUUCUUUUGACUUUUUGAUGCCUUAUGUUAGUAAAGCUGGAACUAAAAUAAUGCCAGUCUUUUCAGUUUGUUUGACAGUUUGUUGGUCAUGACAGAUAACAUCGCCCUUAAGCAGGAUGGAUAGUUUUUGAUACCUUGGUGGUGUUUUAUAUGGACCACCCUCUGUCUUUGAAAGAGCUCAUAGCAGCUCUUUGUGAGAGAAAUUUUAGCUCUCCUCUAGACUAGCUCUACAGUGCUGUGUGUGUAAUGCGCUACCAAAAUCUGCAUGUUUAACGUUAGACUGUUCACAGUCUCCUAUUUUCCUGUAAGAUCAUCAAGAUCGAGCGCUUCAUGUUACAGGCUGUCAUCUUCCAUGAGUGUCAAAACUACUUAGGGGGCAGGGGGAGGUUUGGGAGGAAGUGAGAAAAAUAGAGGGGCUAUAAUAACAUCACUGCAGCUCGCAUUCAGGAGGCAUGGCAGGAAUUUCAUGUCAGUUUAGUUUAUCUCAGAUUCAUAAUCCUUCCUUGCCUUUCCAGGAGGAUUAAGAAGCCAAAAAAUAUGAUCUCUGUAUAAAACAGGUGAUCAUAAAAUAUUAGUUGGGAUAACACUAAACAUUAAAAAUAUUUAGUUAAUUAUGUGUAACCAUAGUGAUAGUGAUCUUUUCAAAUGUGAAGAUGUUUUAGCACAAAAGUUCACCAGAUGUUUGAAUGGUUUUUAACAGAGAUGCAAUUAUUUAUGGGGCAUCUUGCUUUACAAGUGGUCUUCCCAUGGUCAUGGAGGUUCUCUCAGAGGGUGUCCUGCAGCCCAAGCUAAUGGAUGAAGAGGUAGAAAAAGCUACUAAUAAGAAUACCAUUAUUUAUGCAAAAAACCGUUUGUUCUGAUUGGCUCAAAUUUCUUGGUUAUUUUUUUUUUCGCUACCAAUCACCAAUUAUGCUACAGUGGGACCUCAAUAUAAUGAAGGGCCAAGGAACUGGCAAAACGUAUUAUAACAAGGUUCCAUUAUAUCAAGGGACUUUUCCAUAUAAUUUACUGUUACUGGAAGCAUUGCACGCGGCAGCGUUGGUCCUGAGAUUUGCACCUAACUUACAGGAGCGUUGCAUGAUAUUUUUUGCCAAAUCUACCCUAACCUUUCAGUUCUCCCACAUCACUUCCAUAUCCCUUCCUUUCACUUUUGCUUUCUCAUCAGUAUGGUGAGGUGAUUUACGAAUGAAUGGACUGGCAAAUUGUCUGUACUCUUGUUUGUCGCCCUUCUUUUGAGUGAACUGAAUGGUAAAGCAUGAACAUACUAGGGAGGUCAGGGGGGCAUGCUCCCCUGGGAAAAUUGGAAAUUUAGGUCCUCUAAAAUAGCUGGAAAUGGGCCUAAAACUCCCAUCCUUCUAAUACUGAGUCUCUCCGCGGUGCACACAGCUAAAAUUGGCUCUGCACGCACAAGAUCUCGUCAAAUUUUGCCAUACUCUGCAGACUGUCUGACCGACCUCACCACCCCAGACAUAACCCGUUUAAUUGAUGAAAAAGUUGCUAGUUUCCAUGGGGCGGGGAUGGGGGGACUACUCAGGUCAAUUUUCACUCAGUAUGUGCUGCUGGCCUCUCAGAACCCCUAUCCCAUAAUUUAUAGUCAAUCGUUUGGCCAAUAAUUGAAUCCAUCUAAGUCUCUUUUGGGCAAAUGUAACUUACUUUGCCACUUUCUGUUUAUGCAUAUACCUUAUAAAGCCUAGUAAGUCUGUCGUACUAAAAAAUGAAUUGACACAAUUUUUUUUUCAUAUUCCUAGAUUUUUCCAAAAAUAUUUCCAAAAAUUUUCUUCUCCCCAAAAUCCGGAAAAUAUGCUACCCAGUUAUGAAAAUGCGACCCCAUCCAGUGGCACAUCCCCAUUACCCUAGGAAAUACCCUUCCCAGAAGCUUUGAAGAAGCUAGUUCUGUGUGAAGAGAAAUUUGAUGCUGACAAAACUGACCUGGUUGGACAGUUGGAACUGACUGAUCUGGUGCAUUACUUGGAAGGCAAAUAUCUUGUGUAUAUCCAUGUUGCUAAGUUUUUAUAAUUAUAAUAUUGUUAUUGUUAUUAUAAUAUUUAUCCAGAGAGCCCACUUACCUUAGCGGUUUUCAGUGGGGCGCUGCAAAUUCUAAUUAAAGUUGCUACUGUGUAGCAUGAAAAUUUUGCGGGAGUUUUAUUUUGCGGAUUGGCGAUUUUUUGUGGUUUGUGGGAACAAAUUUUUGGAAUGACUUUUUUGGGGGGAGCUUGGAAGGAUUUUUGGGGGAGCAUUAUUUAUCUUCUUUGCAGUGCAGACAGACUUGUCAGCCAAAUACAAGCAGAGUAAACUCUCUGAGGUGCAGCCUUACUCAUCUAAGAAGUGCUCUGAUCUUUGUGAAUAUCAUGCUUCAAACGAGGAAAAGAGGUCAGUGAUGAGAGUUUAUGGCUAAUAUGCUCUUGUAAUUGCAUUACAGUUGUCAUUGAUGGUGGUUCAAGAUAUGAAGUAGACUAUCCCUCUGGAUUAUCUCAUUUACUUGAGAAACUCUCAUUUCAGGUAUGGAUCAUUUUGUUAGAUUGUAUUUUUUAACAACUUUUUCUUACAAGAAUUAUCCUACACAAUGAUUCAUUAACGUUGGUUAUAUUCCUAGCUACACUGUAGUCUUUUGUUGAUUUAGUUGAUAUUAACAUUAUAUUUUGUCGGGAUAUUGGGCUUUCAUAUCAAAUAUAAACCCUUCGAUGGGGACACUCCUACUUAGCUAACUAUAACAAAAAAUGAAUAUUGCAGAGCACAGUUAAAUUUCAAAGUAAUGAUGAUAUUAUGCAAGAGUUGGAAAAGUAUGGAGGGAUGGCUGACUGCACAUCAUUCAGGUAAUUGAUUUGACAUUUAUUUCCUGAACAUUUCUUUUGACUUUUUGAUGCCUUAUGUUAGUAAAGCUGGAACUAAAAUAAUGCCAGUCUUUUCAGUUUGUUUGACAGUUUGUUGGUCAUGACAGAUAACAUCGCCCUUAAGCAGGAUGGAUAGUUUUUGAUACCUUGGUGGUGUUUUAUAUGGACCACCCUCUGUCUUUGAAAGAGCUCAUAGCAGCUCUUUGUGAGAGAAAUUUUAGCUCUCCUCUAGACUAGCUCUACAGUGCUGUGUGUGUAAUGCGCUACCAAAAUCUGCAUGUUUAACGUUAGACUGUUCACAGUCUCCUAUUUUCCUGUAAGAUCAUCAAGAUCAAGUGCUUCACGUUACAGGCUGUCAUCUUCCAUGAGUGUCAAAACUACUUAGGGGGCAGGGGGAGGUUUGGGAGGAAGUGAGAAAAAUAGAGGGGCUAUAAUAGCAUCACUGCAGCUCGCAUUCAGGAGGUGUGGCAGGAAUUUCAUGUCAGUUUAGUUUAUCUCAGAUUCAUAAUCCUUCCUUUCCUUUCCAGGAGGAUUAAGAAGCCAAAAAAUAUGAUCUCUGUAUAAAACAGGUGAUCAUAAAAUAUUAGUUUGGAUAACACUAAACAUUAAAAAUAUUUAGUUAAUUAUGUGUAACCAUAGUGAUAGUGAUCUUUUCAAAUGUGAAGAUGUUUUAGCACAAAAGUUCACCUGAUGUUUGAAUGGUUUUUAACAGAGAUGCAAUUAUUUAUGGGGCAUCUUGCUUUACAAGUGGCCUUCCUAUGGUCAUGGAGGUUCUCUCAGAGGGUGUCCUACAGCCCAAGCUAAUGGAUGAAGAGGUAGAAAAAGCUACUAAUAAGAAUACCAUUAUUUAUGCCAAAAACCGUUUGUUCUGAUUGGCUCAAAUUUCUUGGUUAUUUUUUUUUUUGCUACCAAUCACCAAUUAUGCUACAGUGGGACCUCAAUAUAAUGAAGGGCCAAGGAACUGGCAAAACGUAUUAUAACAAGGUUCCAUUAUAUCAAGGGACUUUUCCAUAUAAUUUACUGUUACUGGGGUAAAGAAAAUUAUCUGUAAUACCAAGGACUUUAUGAUAUAGAGGUUCGUUAUCUCAAGGUUCCACUGUAUUAGGGAGCUUAUGAAUCAAUCAAUUCCAAGUGCACCCAUGCCCCCUUCAGGAUAAUUAGCAUUUUUUUGCCUUACAUGGCAAAUUCCUGGGGGCGAGGGCACUUGAGCUGCCAAAUUCUCAACGGCAGGGCCAAAAAAAAGAGGGCAAAUGCCCCAUCCUCAAUCAACACUGCAGCACUUUUCAGUGAUUGCACUGUCAAGUAGUGCAUUUUAAUGUGCGAUUUUUUUGUUUUGGUUAACAUAGCACCAUUCUAACAGAGGCUUGACACAUGAUAACGCCACUUCAUGAUUCUUAUCUUAUUAUUGUUGUUUAUCUUCAUUUGAAUACUACGUUGCCUAGUGCACUGUAUUAAAAGUUAUCUGACCUGAAUAGUUUAAUAACAUUAGAAAGUAAAGGAAGGUCCUUGAAUAAGAGAUACGGUAGAUCGUAGUAGAAUUAGAAAUAUCAUCACUGCUAAAUUUAUUUAAAUCCUAGAUCAACAGUAAUUUCAUUCCAUAACCAAAAAAAUGUGUCGAUUCAUGUCGAUAGUUCCCGACUUCUGGCUUGAUAAGCAAAGAAAAGCAGGCAUAAAAUUGAGAAAACAUACCUUUAAAAACUUUAACAAGUCUUUCCCUUUUCAGAUUGGCCGAACUUUGAAUCUGUUUGUGCUUCCAGUAAAAUCCACCAUGUUUAGUUAUGUUUGGAUAGGGAUGCACGUACGAGCAACGGGAGAACGGGGGUGGCCCUGGGGUUGGCAAGGAUGCACCUGGAAUUGACUGAUGCAUUAUUUGAAGACGUUUUUUAGUGACAUUGUUCAAACUCUAAAACUGAUUUUCUUUGCAACCUGUAUUGAUGCGAAUUAUGGCUUCUAGACAAGAGGAAAUUUUGUUAAAUACCAAGCCAGCAAUUGUCCUGGAAAAAGGAGUUUUAAGAUUAUGGAUUGGUUGAUAAAUAAUAAUUUAUUUACUUAAACGUAAAAUUAAUAAUGUUAAAUUUAUACAGAAAAGGAACAGCCUUCUUUGUGGGUUUUUAUAUAUAUAGUUAAUUUUGUUACCCAGUAUUCCGUUUUUCUUGUGUGUUUAAUAAAUGUUUUAAUUACUUUUAAUCACAGAUUGAAGAACAAAAAAUGGUUGUCCAGUUUGAACUUGAAAACUUAGAAAUGAGACUUGAUCCAGAACCCGUCCUAACAGACUUAAUCCAUGCUGUGAGUUGAAAUUUUUCAACAUUUAUUUUUUAGUUUGGUAUCUUUUAUAAAAUUUCAUGUACUACGCAGUUUUCUAAAGUAAAGUAUUUUGCAUCUGAUCCCGUUCAAAAUCGCAGAGUCCACGUUGCUAUUUUAGCACUGAAUUACAAAUUAAGCCCCGAAAAAAACCUUCAGGGGUUAAACGAAAUUCGAACCCAUGACCUCUGUAUUAGCGCUACAGUGCUUUACCAACUGAGCUAAGAAGGCCUACAGUGUACUAAAUCCCCUGUUUAGAGACUUUUAAAGUUAAGGUCCUGGAGAUUUCACCUCUGUAGUUAGGACAUCUUCAGGAGGAAUAAACAUUCUAGAGACGAGAGUCAAAUUUAUUAUACCCAGAGGUACAAAACGUCUUUAUCUUGCUGUCACUCUUUCCUUACUUUUACAGUUGUUUUUUUUUUCUUUAUUUGUAGGCUGCUUUUCGCGAAAACACUUUAGGAUUACCCAAAUUAUGUCCUCCAGAGAACAUCGGAAAGUUUAGUUCUUCUAUACUGCGACACUACUUAAGCAGAUAUUAUCAGCCGUCCAGAAUGGUUAUAGCUGGAGUUAACGUGGAUCAUCAGCAUCUUAUAGACUUAACAAAAACUUUUUUUGUUGAGAGGAAACCUGUUUGGUACAAAGAAGGACAAGAACUAGAAAGUCCUGACCGAUCUAUAGCUCAAUACACUGGAGGUAUUGUCAAGGUACUUAUCGCCGACUAUCAGCCUCCUUAAGAUUUUUGACAACGGCGACGCCUAUGAAAACGACGCCUUUAGACUGACUUCGUGUCCUUUCAAACUUUUCUGUUGUUUUCAAAAUUUUUUCGGCAAAAAAAUGGGAGACUAAGUUAGAUCUAAGAGAGAGGAACGCGUCCGAGCGGGGCCGGACAAUCAGCGAGCCAGGCGCCGAGCCAUGGGAAAAAAUAAAGUUUUAUGAAAUUGCAAAAUAAAGAAAAAUGAUUCCUGCUACUGCUGUAGUUCCCUAUGGUUAUGUGAGGUUUUGCUGCUGGAACGUUCGCAGAAAAACUUAGUCUUCGUCGACUUUCACUGAUUAAGGUUGAGCGCUCCUGAUUUUACUGACUAUAGGGUUAAACACUUAUUUUACGGAUUAGGGUUAUGCGCUGUUUAGGGUUAAACACUCAUUUACAACGGUUAGCUUUCAGAUAUUUUUCCCGUAUUGCUGCCUUUUGCGAUUUGUGUAAUAUUUUCGCAUGGCUUACUGGCUCGCACUGCGGCCUAACUCGUCCAAGCUCGAGCUUAGUUAUACAUACGCCUUACCGCUCACGUUCUCCAUAGGGAGCUUAAGAUUCGACGACGGCGACGGCAACGGGAACGCCACAAAAGCAAUAGGUUUAAUUAGCAAAACAACAACUUUGCACGUGCAUCACGCUUUUUUGUACAUUUCUUUGCCGUCACUGCACGACUACGACGUGAAAAUGCCUAAUUUCACGAUGUACAGAGGAAGUACACAAGCGACGACGAAAUUUCCUCUCUCCUUCUGAAUUGGAUAUGGUUCUUAGGAAUUCGACUCUAGGAGGUUUCGCCUACAUUUGACAAAGUUAGUGACUUGGAGUAAUCGCGUGAAGAUUGAAAGAACGCGAAUACACUUUUUCAGCGACGCUUUCUCAGCCGUCGCCGUCCUCGGAUCUUAAGGUCCCUAAUUGGUCCGUAGUUGUGCAGGGACAGCAAAGAAAUUUACAGAAAAGCGUAAUGCACGUGCAGAGUUCAGUGCCCGUAUGGUCUGAUUGUUGUUUUGCUCACCACAUCUCUUGUUUUUCCUAUGUCUUUUGCUGCCAUCGCUGUCGUAGUUUCGUAAGCUUCCUGACUUCACAGCGAAAGUGUCACAUGUAAAGUGAAUUCGCGUCCCCUUUAAUCUUAUUCUAACUCACUUUAUUUUUCUAACGUGGACGAGUUUUCGUGGAGUCUAAUUUGUUGCUAGCUGCAUUCAAGUUCAGAAAGAGAAAGUAAAAAUUGCCAUCGUGCGUCAACGUCCUCUAAAAAAUGUUACAUUAGGAAAUUCCACGUCGUAGUUGUGCAGUGACUGCGAAGAAAUUCACCCAAAAGUGUAACAAGUGCAUAGUUGCUCUAUCAUGUUCUUGGUGCGUGUGUCGAUAACUUCAUACGUCUUCAGACUCCCUCGGGUUGUUUUUUAGAAAUUCUGGUUUUUCCCCUGUUCAUCCUGUAAACAUUAUCUUUAGUCAUGCCAUGAUUUGUGUGAGGGGCAACAAUUUCCGUGUUAUUUUGUUUCUUUUUCCCUGUAGGAUCACAGAACUGAGCCCCGGAUAAACCCUGGUCCCACACCUCUUCCAGAAUUGGCCCAUCUGUCUAUAGGUGUAGAAACUUGUCACUAUGACGAUCCAGAUUUCUUUGCUUUUACUGUUCUUAAUACUCUGUUGGGUGGCGGAGGAUCAUUUUCAGCCGGUGGACCAGGCAAGGGCAUGUACUCUCGUCUUUACUUGAAUGUUUUAAACAGAUACCACUGGAUUUAUUCUGCAACUGCCUAUCACCAUAGUUACGCUGACACUGGUUUGUUUUGUAUCCAUGGCAGCUGUCAUCCGUCUCAGGUGAGUGUUUUUAGCUUCCAACUGCAUGUAUGCAGUAUUAAAAAAGAAAAGUGAAAAGCGCACACGAGUCAAGCAGGACAUGUUGCCGAAUAGUGUCUUUAAAGUAAUACAUGCAAAUUUCACUUCUUUUCACUUGGGUUACUGGUUUUGGUUAAUGUUUAGCCAACCGUCAGCCGACCGUUGGUAAACCAUGGGUGAAAAAGUCAGUAAGGUGUUAUUUAAUUAUCAGUCGAUAGUUGGUUGUGGGCGGUUGUUCUUCACAAUUACCAAUAGUCCAUUUUCGAGUUCGCUAUGAACGCUGAAUUAAAGAAGUGAAGACGCAUUUUUUACAGCCUUGGCCUCAAUCUGAAGUAAUAUAUUCACAAAUUCCAACGAGAAAAAGACCUGUUUAUUACUCUGUCUAUUGUGUAUAUUCAAAUUUCAAACACUUACUUGCCAGAAUUUCUGAAUAUUUUACUUUACGUUGAGGCUAACCCUGUAUGAAUGUGUCGUUAAUGUUUAUAUUCAGCGGUAAUUUUUAAUUCGAAACUGGACUAUUAUCAGUAUCGCUACUCCUCCGUACGGAGCGGAUAUCCUGCAUUGUCCAUCGUAGGGGUACCCUUAGUAGUAUGUCGCCGGUACCAUUUAUACAUCUGAGUGAAGAGGACCACCACUGGAGCAAAGUUCUUGUCUUAGUAAACAACGCUACGAUUAGGCUUAAAUUAGGACCUACGGAUCUAAGGUUUUACGUGUUAACAGGCACUCAGUCACCUCGCUUUCAAUGUGAUAAAGAGUUUACUUGUGCCGUAGAUAGUUACCCUGGAUAAGUUCCUGAAUAGAGGAAUUGUUUCUAACCAGUCUACGAGUCAGAUUAUAAUCCGGAUACUGCAAUCCAAAAUUCCAUCUCCGGAUUCAUUUAGUAGCAAGCAGGAAACACACCAAUCUUAGAUUGCAGUGUGACUAAUUCGUGCCCUGAAAAGGAUGGCGCAAAUUGGUGUCUAAGUCUAUGUAUAUGUUGUAGUUAAUUUUGUUAUCUCAGGUAAUUUUUAUUUUUCUUUUGUUUCAACUUCAUCUGCCUCGUCCCCAGUCGCUCGCGAUCACUUUUUGGGGGAUAUUUGAGUUAAUUAUUAAGGAAAGAAGGGACGAAUGGGAAGGGGAGAAAAAGCCUCUUCUUUUCGUUCCCAUCACUCCCUGCUCGCGCUUUACGCUCAUUCUCAUCAUCCCCCUAUUGCGCUUGUCCCCAGCUCUCGCGGUCCAACUGAGCCUUGGGAAGCCUGUGGAGGAUGCAGCAAUUUCAUUAGCACUAGUUAUCAUACUGCCCCCCCCCCCCCUCCAGAAAAAAAAAGAGAAAAACAAAAAUUACUUGAGAUAAAAAAAUUAACUACAACAUAUGUAUAUAUAUACUCAUACACGUGCCCCUUGUGUUAACAAACAAAAACCUUUUGCAGAAGGCACAAGCACAGUUCGCGGUAUCUNUUUCUUUCCCUCACCCCCUCGCCGCGCUUUUUCCUCCUUCCCAUCAUACGCUCAUUGCGCUUUUCGCCACACCUCCGGGUUCAACUCAGCCUUGGGGAGCCUGUGGGGGGUGCAGCAAUUUCAUUAGCACUAUUUAUUAUAUUGGCCCCCCCCCCCCUCCAGAAAAAAAAAGAGAAAAACAAAAAUUACUUGAGAUAAAAAAAUUAACUACAACAUAUGUAUAUAUAUACUCAUACACGUGCCCCUUGUGUUAACAAACAAAAACCUUUUGCAGAAGGCACAAGCACAGUUCGCGGUAUCUUUUUAUUACAACAAUCCAAACAAUCUCGGUUUAGCUAAAUCUGAAACUGGAUCAACGAACUCCGCCAAAGUUCUGGAUAGAACUGUCCCUCCAUGAAGGGCCAUUUUUCAUGAUAGUGAUUCAGUUGAACUGUUCUGAAUAAAAACAAAGUUUCAACUUGAUUGGUCUCUAGUACUCAGACUCGUUAAACAUGUUUACAUUAUGGAGAGUGGAAGUAAUGUUUUAAAUUGUCAUACGCAUUUAAGUUACACUGUUUUAAAACUUUGCGUCUUUUGCAUUACUUUUUCCAGUUGAGAGACCUGACGCAGGUGAUUGUCAAAGAGUACUUUGCUCUCGUCAACCAUGAUAUAAAUGAGGUUUGUUUGUUCAUAGUCGAGUUCCUUGCAGUUCAAUUGUUCAAAACUCCGAAUGAACUCAGUACCAAGAAAUGAUGUGUCGGGUUAAGUGCAAUCCCUCUUUUUAUUAGGUCGAAGUUGCAAGAGCUAAGAAGCAACUCCAAUCUAUGUUGAUGAUGAAUUUAGAAUCAAGAAUUAUUGUAUUUGAGGAUAUAGGAAGGUGAGUCUUUUUAGUGCAGACUAGAGUGAUGACUUUUCCAUACUAUCAAAAUAUUUUCCUGUUCUGCAUUCCGGUCAAAACGUCUUUUAUUAAAACGAACAUCUUUCCACUGAAAUUACCGCGCAUCUUUUGUGGCGAUUUGGGUGAGAUAUCUUUUUUGGCUUGGAUUACUGAACGAUUGGCCUUGUUUCAGUCUCUCUAGAAACUUAGAUGGGUUAAUACUCUCAUAAGAGGACGAAUUUGAAGUUUUGAAUUUCUUUGUAGUUGUUGUUUUGCACCACUUAAAGUUUCAGCAGUCCAAAUUAUGAAAAAAUGAAAAGUUACACAAAAGUAAAUUUGUACACUACCUCCCAGAAGUAACUGCAUUGUGCAGACAUGCAAACGUAUCUCUAAGAAGUGAAGAAUCUUGCAUUAGCGUCAAUAACUAAAGUAGUGUCAGGAUAAAUAGAUAAAUUGUUUACUUUCAGCACAGGAGGAUUUGUGGAAAUGAGAAUCGGCGAUGGUGGCGAAAACGUCAUGUUUCAAAGUUCAUUUCACGUUUUACCACUCCGUUGUAGUCGUGCAACGACAGCAGAGUAGUGUACAAAAAAGCAUGAUACGCGUGCAGAGAUGUUUUUUUGCUAAUCAUUUUUACCGUUCUCGUUGCCACAUUUGUCGUCGUCGUUGCUCAAGCUCCCCAAUAUUAUAAGCUCAAUAACAUGUUCCUGUUAUCUUUUCAAUUUUAAGGCAAGUUCUUGGGCUCAACAAGAGGAAGUCAGCAAAAGAACUUUUCGACAGCAUUGGUUAGUUGUUAAUAUUUCAGUCUCUCCGUUCUCCUUUUGUGUUACGUUCAUUCAGUCUCCUCUCAUCAUCUUUUCUGUUUGCCCUUAUUUUUUCUUUUUCAGAAAACGUGACGGUUGAUGACAUUAGACGCGUGAGUUCCCGGAUGUUAGCGUCCCGGCCGUCUGUGGCAGCGCUAGGAAACCUGGCCACCCUCCCCAAAUAUGACGAUAUCCAACGUGCUUUUGCUAACCGUGGAAACUUCAGUGGCGCAUCACGUUUCUUCCGUUUUAAUUAAUGACUCGAUCGACGCGUAAAAUCACAAGCUUAACCAACACAAGCACAACAUGAUCCGGUCAUCUUUUGUCGAUAGCCUGAUAUCCGUGAGUGCUGCUUUUAGUAGUGGAAAUAUGGAAGGUCUUCUCUCUCUCGCUGUUUCCUGCAUAGGUUACACAAGUGCCAUACGCUCCCAAACUCCAAACUCGCGGAAGUAGCAUACGAAACGAAGACUCCAAGGAACUCAUCGUAGCAUGCGUAUCCACUUUUGGACCUUUUUUGCAGCUUAAGUGGAGGGUCUUGUGAGAAGGGAGCCGAUGGUUCUAGGAGCAAUAGAUCACUAGCGCGUGCAGCGAGUAUUGAAUGCAGAAAGAAAGAUUAUGUCCAGUCUAGGAUGU